Funneliformis geosporum is the source of this 216-nucleotide messenger RNA. The record is from the annotation of a GenBank genome assembly. Lineage: Eukaryota; Fungi; Glomeromycota; Glomeromycetes; Glomerales; Glomeraceae.
GUUGUACAUCCUAUGAAAGAAAUGGUUUCAGGUGUGAAUUUACCUGCUCAAUUACAAAUCGCUAUGGGAAUUCCACUUUAUCCACUUUAUCAAAUUCACAUGUUGAUAUCUGAUGAAAAUCUAACGGCCGAAAGGCCUGAUAAAAUGUUGGCUGUGAUAUGCGGUGCAGUGACCAAGGCUUAUACAGCAGCCAUGGAAUCCAUAAUGGAACAUUAA